Fonsecaea monophora is the source of this 2076-nucleotide messenger RNA. RefSeq lists its product as hypothetical. The transcript has 4 exons. The coding region runs from base 1 to 2076 and encodes 691 amino acids. The record is from RefSeq and is a predicted model, not a curated record. Lineage: Eukaryota; Fungi; Ascomycota; Eurotiomycetes; Chaetothyriales; Herpotrichiellaceae.
AUGGAAGCUGUAGGAUUUGCUGCAUCUCUGUUGACCCUGGCGUCUACCCUCAUCCAAGUCUCCACGGUCAUAAGAGACUUGAGAAGGAAUUACGGCGAAUGUCCCCAGGCACUGAUAAACCUAGCAUCCGCCGUGGACGAGCUCGAACGCCUCAUUACUUACGUGAAAAGCCUCGACGAGACGCGCCUCAAAGAUCAUGGAGACCUUGACAAGAGGCUUUUCGACGACUCCCAGGCUUUGGUGGAUAAAUGCAGGCAGGAUCUAUCUGGAAUUCAACAAAAGUUGGGCCAACUCAGUCGUCCUGCAGAAAAGAGGUUUCGAACAAGACUGAACAAAGCCCUGAAGAGGCUGAAUCAUGACCGUGACAUCGAUAAUUGGUGGCAUCAAGUCUUGCACUAUAACCAACUUUUCUCUGGCCUGUUGACGAGAAUUGCGAUGAACGAAAAUCGCCUCAACUCGAAUAGCCGCAUUGGAUCACUCGAAGAUACAUCCAUGGCACAAUUUGCUCAAGUUUCUUCUCAUCUGGAUGACGUCCAGUCGUCCACAGCACUACUGCCUUCAAUGCACAUGAACCUCCAAUCCCAAAGGACAGUUGCGGAUCGUAUUGCAGGAAAACAGGAGGCGGGAGACCAAAGGAUCCGUGCUAUCCAGCAGGCUCUAUCGCAAUAUGUUGUCGAUUCUGUCCAACAUCGUCAAACGGCUCUGACAGCACUUUCCGAGAUUCACUCGAAGUUUGAUGACCUACGAGGAAAUGUAGCACAAACAUUGCGCAUGUCACGAGAGGACCAGAAUAUAUUGAGUGAUAUCUGUGUAGGUAUCAAAGAGUUGCAACGUAACGUGGAUGACCUUGACUGGAAGUUCUCGAGAUGCGAGAAUGCCGAACAGAAUACGAAAUCGCGACAAGCCUCCUCUUCAAUUCUCCAGAUGAACGAUACCUUUGCAGCCAGCUUCCUUCGCCUCAUUCAACUGACUGAGCAAUCCAUAACUAACAUAUCAUCGAUGACCCUCAAGGCCACCGUCAGAGAUCUAGUGCAGAUCUUGGAUUACAUGAAAAAAUUGACACAAACAGGCACCGGCCUUCCCGGGUUGGCAAUCAGUGGACGGGACUUAGAUGACCUUGAAGUUAUGCGAAGCAUUUUUCAGCUGACACAGAAAUUGGAACUUGGAACGUUCGUUGCGGACCGUUGUUCUUCGACCGAGGACCGCCUCUCCUAUGAGAGCCUGAAAGCUGUAGCACAAGCAGGGGCCGACCUUUCUGGCAAUUUUGAGCAAGAUGGUAAUGUGCCUCUUCUAUCAAUGUCGUUAUUGGUGUCGUUGAGGCAAACCUUCCAGUUGAUGUUCGACCUUAUUGAGCCGCUUAUAACCCCCGACCCAACAAUGGGCUCGCCGUUGGGUCCUCUGGAGUUACUGACAAGUGUCGGUUUUGAAAAGUGCACGACGGAAACGGCCUCCAAAAUCGCGUUUCUGCUCCCAGGAGGAGCUGAUCCGUAUUUCCGCAAUGGAAGGGGAGAAAGUUACCUUCAUCAGAUACUCGUAGCGAGAGCCAGGUACUCUGGAACGAUGUACGAAAGCCUCGUCACCAAAGCGCACGAUGGGCAGUUGAAGGAUGUGCUAAUGCUUCUGGUCACGGCUGGUGCGGAUGUUUUUGCGGUGAACCGUUCAGGGGAGAGCGUUUCAGACGUGGCAAUCAAGUUAGGAUACAGUGCCGAGUGGAAGGAAACUCUGGAGGAGUGCGGCUACGAUGUAUCAAACGUUCUCAACCACAGCGAUGAGCAUGAUGAGGUCCCUCGCCAGCACCAGCAGCGCCAUUUACUCACAUUCGCCGAGUAUCUCCAAGUGAGAAAGUCGAGGCUACUCAACCUCGAGGUUGGAGAGGACGAAACCCCACAGGAAGUCUACAGAAGAUAUUACAGAACGGCUGUACCAAAACAUUUGCGCAUUAAAGAGAUGGACAGCAGCGAUAGCAGUGACAGCGAGGAGGAAGACGAUGAGGACGACUUUGGCGAGCAAACCGACCGCAACUCUGACGCCGAAAGCUUCCACACGACAAUGGAAUCGGCCAACGAAGGCACUUGA